AUGGUAGGACCUAUAAAUGACGAUAUUGGACUUUACCCAAUAUCGACAUCGGCAAACGCAUUAGGUCGAAUCAAAACUGUUAUUCAUCAUGAGUAUUUUGAAUCCUAUCCGACUGUCAAAAGCUGGAUGAAAAAACACACGAAUAAUCCAACACAACGAAUUAAAAAUUAUUUUAUCUCUUAUUUACCUUUUCUCAGUUGGAUUUAUCGAUAUAAUUUAACAUGGUUUUGGGGUGAUCUUAUAGCUGGUUUGACUGUUGGUGCUAUUGUUAUACCGCAAAGUAUGGCCUAUGCUGGCCUGGCAAAAUUGGCUCCACAAUUUGGUUUAUAUAGUUCAUUUGUUGGAGUUGUGAUUUAUUGGUUUUUUGCUACAAGCAAGGUAAAUAAGAUAGAGUCAGAUGUUCAAAUUCUACAGAAAACAAUUCUAGUAUUCAGUACAUCACUACAGAUGUUUCGACAUCAAUUAAUAUAG
This is a messenger RNA of Rotaria socialis, 471 nucleotides long. NCBI's taxonomy places the organism in Eukaryota, Metazoa, Rotifera, Eurotatoria, Philodinida, Philodinidae. The record is from the annotation of a GenBank genome assembly.